AUGAUCCAGUAUCCAAUCAAGGUUGAUCCUUCUUCUCCUUUCCCAAUUGAGAAUAUACCCUUCGGGAUCUUCUCAAUUAAUGACAAAUCAACCCGACAUGUGGGAACGAUCAUCGGAGGCUAUGUCAUCGACGUCAAGCUUCUAGCAGAGCACGAAGCAUUCAAUGGGACAGACGCUGCAGACUUGGCGGCAAUCAACGCAGCUGUGUCCAGUGAUACGCUGAACCUACUCGCCUCUCUACCCUACGCUAGUCGUUCCUUCGUCCGAGAGCGGAUCAUUCAUCUGCUCACUGAGCCAGGCUCGGUCCUGUUCACUAAUUCCAAUCUCAACAAAAACGCCUUUAUACACGCAGAAAAAGUCAAGAUGCACCUACCUAUUGAGGUGCAUUCAUUCACAGACUUUAUGUGCUCCGAGACUCAUCUGGAAAAUGUAAAUAUCCCCUCAAUCACAGGUAACACCAUGGCUUCCUUCUUUGCAUUUCCUACUGCAUAUAAUGGCCGAACAACAUCAAUCAUCCCGAGUGGGGAUCCUAUCCUGCGACCCAAAGGAAUGCUUAGGCAACCCAUUCCUGACGGGCCGCCUGCAUACUCCUUUUCCGCCUCAACGCGGUUUGACUUUGAACUGGAAAUGGGCGUCAUCGUCUCGGGGAAGAUUCCGCGUGGCCAGAUCAUCACUGCCGACCAGGCAACCGAGCUCAUAUUCGGCUUCGUCCUUUUGAAUGACUGGUCUGCCCGAGACAUUCAGUUUGCAGAGAUGACGGGGAUGGGCCCAUACAAUGGCAAGGCUAUGGCUACGACAAUCAGUCCCUGGGUGGUCUUCCCACAGGCCCUGGAAGAAUCUCAGUGCGAGUUGACAUCUAAGAAGUCCCGAGCAAUCAUGCCGUCGCAUCCUGACCAUCUCCGGCACCGUAUGGCGGAUGGUAGAGUCACAUGGAACGUUGAACUGCAGGCAUUAAUUGCCAAUCGCAACGGGCCUUCUACAAUCGUAUGCAAGUCUAAUCUGCGCGACCUGUACUGGACGCCUGGUCAAAUGCUCGCCCACAUGACAUCAUCUGGAAGUGGAGCUGUAGCUGGAGAUCUCUUCGGCAGUGGCACCGUCUCGUCGCCGGGACAUACGGCCGAGAACCCGACUCUCGGCUGUCUAUUUGAAUUGACAGACGGAGGCAAAACGCCUUUGAGGCUCAAAGAUGGCCGUGAGAUUGUCUGGCUGGAAGAUUACGACGAAGUUAUUUUAACCGGAUGGGCCACGGGGAAAGGGGGCAAGAGGAUUGGAUUUGGAGAGGCACGUGGCAUGUUGAUGCCUACAGACUGGCUUGUUCCAGAUAAAUGA
Ilyonectria robusta is the source of this 1329-nucleotide messenger RNA. Its product is annotated as fumarylacetoacetate hydrolase. Gene Ontology annotation, molecular function: fumarylacetoacetase activity. The record is from RefSeq and is a predicted model, not a curated record. The coding region runs from base 1 to 1329 and encodes 442 amino acids. NCBI's taxonomy places the organism in Eukaryota, Fungi, Ascomycota, Sordariomycetes, Hypocreales, Nectriaceae. The transcript is spliced from 3 exons. Gene Ontology annotation, biological process: L-phenylalanine catabolic process; homogentisate catabolic process; L-tyrosine catabolic process.